Molecule: messenger RNA, 2031 nt
Organism: Perognathus longimembris pacificus (Pacific pocket mouse)
Lineage: Eukaryota; Metazoa; Chordata; Mammalia; Rodentia; Heteromyidae
Gene: Dyrk4
Product: dual specificity tyrosine phosphorylation regulated kinase 4
Biological process (GO): peptidyl-serine phosphorylation; peptidyl-threonine phosphorylation
Cellular component (GO): nucleus
Molecular function (GO): protein serine/threonine kinase activity; protein serine/threonine/tyrosine kinase activity; ATP binding
Source: RefSeq, a predicted model, not a curated record
AUGGAUGCCAGAAAGCCAAAGAAGCCCAGUAUGACUUCCUUCCCAAUUUUGAAAACAAGAAAGAGACAAAAUUUCACGUCUAUGAAGGGGCCCUCUCUGUCCUCCGACAUCUACAUGGUUGAGAGCAAGCCUCUGGUCCAGGUCCAGAAACCACCUCCCAAGAACAAGCAUCUCAGAAUGACCCGAUUUUUGCAGAAGAACACCAACUCCAGCGCCGCUUCCUUCCCUCUCGUGGAUACUACGGGGAAGAAGAACACGGUUAACUUGCCAUGUAUCCGCAGCAAAAUCCUUCCCAAGCCACCCGUGCUGUAUAAGGACAAUCGAAUUCACAGUCGGGUGCUGAGCUCGGAGUUCAAGGCUGCAGACCUACUAUUCCACUCUGGCAGUAAGAAACCAGAGCCCAAGCCCGAGGAGAAGUCCCCGAGGAAGCACAAGGCCCCGCUCACAGCCGCAGAGGCUCUCAGGUUUUUCAAGAACCAGCUCUCCCCGUACGAACAGAGUGAGAUUCUGGGCUACGCCGAGGUGUGGUUCCUGGGCCUGGAAGCCAAGAAGCUGAAUGUGCCGCCCGAGAACUUCAGCACCUCCAGUUUCGACGAUGAACACGGCUCCUAUAUGAAGGUCCUCCACGACCACAUCGCCUACCGCUACGAGGUUCUGGAGAUGAUCGGGAAAGGGUCCUUCGGGCAGGUGGCCAAGUGCCUGGAUCACAAGAACAACGAGUUUGUGGCCCUGAAGAUUAUCAGGAACAAGAAGAGGUUUCACCACCAGGCCCUGGUGGAGCUGAAGAUUCUGGAAGCCCUCCGGAGGAAGGACAAGGACAACAGCCACAACGUGGUUCACAUGAAGGAGUUCUUCUACUUCCGCAACCACCUCUGCAUCACCUUUGAACUCCUAGGCAUCAACCUGUACGAGCUGAUGAAGAACAACAGCUUCCAGGGCUUCAGUCUGUCCAUAGUGCGCCGUUUCACGCUCUCGGUGCUCAAGUGUCUGCAGAUGCUCUACGUGGAGAAGAUCAUCCACUGUGACCUCAAGCCCGAGAACAUAGUGCUCUACCAGAAGGGCCAGGUGUCCGUCAAAGUGAUCGACUUCGGAUCCAGCUGUUACGAACACCAGAAAGUGUACACGUACAUCCAGAGCCGCUUCUACCGGUCCCCCGAGGUGAUCCUGGGUCACCCCUACAACACGGCCAUCGACAUGUGGAGUCUGGGCUGCAUCAUGGCGGAGCUGUACACGGGCCCGCUGUUCCCGGGGGAGAACGAGGCGGAGCAGCUGGCCUGCAUCAUGGAGGUGAGUGCUCGCCUGCCGCCCCCCCACUUCGUCCAGACGGCCUCCAGGAGACAGACGUUCUUCGAUUCCAAAGGUUUUCCUAAAAAUAUAACCAACAACAGGGGGAAAAAAAGGUACCCGGACUCCAAGGACCUGACCGUGGUGCUGAAAACCUGCGACCCCAGCUUCCUGGACUUCGUCAAGAGAUGCUUGGUAUGGGAGCCCUCCCUCCGCAUGACUCCAGACCAGGCCCUCAAGCAUGCCUGGAUCCACGAGCCCCGGAAGCUGAAGCCGCAGCCCCGGCCCCAGAACCCCAGGAAGCCCGGGCUCUUCUCUCCCCCCGACGUGGGCAGCCACCGGGUGGCCGAGUGCCAGUUCUUGGGCAGAAGCAGAAAAGCAGGCGAGCUCAAGGACGUCACAGAGAAGCUAAAAGACGGCACCGUCAAGCUGGUUCAGAGUUCGGGGGACCCGCAGGGCCCCGUCCAGCACCCCGCUGACAAUGUCCAGCUGCCUCACCUGACAGAAGCUUCUGGAAAGCCAGAGGCUCUGAUUGGGCCCGAGACUUCCACCGCCGCCACGGAAGAGCCCGGCAAAACCUCUUCCCCCAAGAACGCGAAUCUCUUACCACCUCUCGUAUGACCCCGGCUGGGGCCGCCGCGUUCCUGUCCACCCGUGACUGCAGUGGAGGCAGCGCGUGUACUGUACAGUAUUUCACAUUGUUGUUUUUGACACAUAAAGGUUUAUUUAAAAAAAAAUGGCCAGUAA